Messenger RNA from Apis dorsata (giant honeybee), 2613 nucleotides. RefSeq lists its product as uncharacterized. Gene Ontology annotation, cellular component: membrane. The record is from RefSeq and is a predicted model, not a curated record. The coding region runs from base 192 to 2582 and encodes 796 amino acids. The transcript is spliced from 14 exons. NCBI's taxonomy places the organism in Eukaryota, Metazoa, Arthropoda, Insecta, Hymenoptera, Apidae.
UAUCUGGGAACGAAUGAUAACGCUAAAAAAUAAAGUAUAAAGUGAUUUCUAUCAUCAUGUCACGCAUCAUAUGCAUCGUUUCCCCUUCAUUUUCAACCUCCUUUUAUCGAUUAUAUUUUCAACAUUUUCGCGAGUGAUUCGAGUCAUUUACAAUUUCAUAGAAGAGUGAAUAAUUACAGAGUGAAGGAAAUAUGAAUCGUGGAAACGUACAAUUUUUACUUUUACACGUGUCAAUCGUUAUCGCGUUAUCUGUUAACGUUAACGGAUCAAAAAUAAAUGUCUGGCCGUCGUUAAUGGAUGGAGAUGAUGGAAAUAAACUGGACACUUUCUUAUACGUUGUUAACAACACGAAAGGUCAACCGUGCAUUUUGGCAAAUAUGUCAAUUAAUUUCAUGAUACCGUAUGAAAAGGAAAAUAAAAAUUUCAAUGUUCCAAAUGAUGCUACGGUACAAGGCCAUUGUUCAUCUAUAGUAUCCGAAAUGACAUUGAGCUGGAAAGAAGGAAAAAGUGAUAAAAAUAACACGAUUAAAUUUACGUUCAUCAAUGAUCACACCAAUUUCACGGUUUUUUCAAUCGAGCUUAAUAUUUAUAAGGACAAAGAAAAAUUUCCAAAUGAUGGAGAUAAAUGGUUUGUAGCAAAAUCAGAUUUGGACCUCCACUUAUUCCCUGCAUUCUCGAAGAAUGGAAUUCAUAAGUGUGACGAAGAAAAAAAAGUGAAAUUGAAUGGUACUGAAUUAAUUGUGACAAACGUUUCUUUGAUUGCAUUCAAUAACGAUAUUUCCUCGCGUAAAGAAGUGACAAACUGCAUAAAUCCCGAAAAAGACGGGGCCAAUAAUAAAACUUUCCCUUACAUCGCAAAAUGGAAGAAUAACACAAUUUGUGGAUUGUUAAGAAUGUCAGUUACCGUACAGAUGUCGUAUAUGACAAAGGAUUUUAAGAUGAAAAAUGUAAAUAUAACAGUUCCAACCAGAACUAAUGUCAUAGAAUCUUGCACAACUGACACAUUUGACAUAGAAUUAGUUUGGAGCUCGAAAGAUGAGCCGAAUAAAAAUUCAAUUAUAUUUCAUUUUUCCAAAAUAGAGAAAAAUUUACUUCGCUACGUAAUAAUUAACAUUUUUAUGGAUAAAGAAAAUUUUCCGAAUGCUACAAAUACAGGUAAAAAUACAUCAGCGUUGAAACUUGCUAAUAUGUUCCCCACACCCGUAAAUGGAAUUUAUAGUUGCACGGAAGAAAUCGUAAUAACGACAGGAAACGACAUUAACGUUACAAUAAGCGAUACUCUGUUGAUCCCAUUCGAUGUGGAAAAUAAUUUAGUGUCGAGAAAAGUGGCUGAUUGUAAAAUUAAUAUUUCCGAAUUUGACUUUAAUUACAUUGUACGAAACGAAGAAAAAAUACCUUGCAUUUUGGCGAACAUGAACAUAUCAAUUGAUACGAGUAAUUCGAAAAAUAAGAAUAAAGAUGUGAUAAUAGUUCCACUCGAAGCUAAGGUAAAUGGCAGUUGCGACACUAAGAGGUCUCAAAUAGAACUGAUGUGGACAAAAUCGAAGGAAGAGAAUUUGACGAAUAAUAUUAUAUUUUAUAUCGCUCGUAAUAAAACUGAUUUCUUUGUUUAUCAAAUAGAGGUCAAUAUUUACGCGGGUAAUUUAGAUAAGAUACACAAGAUGUCAGACUUUGGUCUCGAUUUAUUUUCAACGUCCGGAAUUUACAAUUGCACCGAUCAGAAUUGGCAGAUAAAGCUUGACGAUAUCGCGAUUAACAUAAACAACGUCCUUUUCACCGCAUUCAAUACCGAUGAAUAUUUGAAUUCGAAAACAGUGACAGACUGUUCGAGAAGUCAAGAUUCCAUCACAUCGCCGAUCGCAUCGAGCACAACUGAAACGACAACCGACCAAUCAUCGUCUAUGCUUGAACCUGAUCCUUACGUGAACGAGUAUAAUUACGUUGUGAUAAACGAGAAAACGCACGUGGCUUGUAUCGCAGCGAACAUGACAAUUUUUAUGAAAAUACCUUACGUGACGAAACAAUCUAAAACGAACGAAACGAUUUUAACGAUACCGGUGAAUAGCACGGUAACCGGAAGUUGCGGGAGCACGAAUUCGACGAUGGAAUUAACUUGGUUUGAAAAGUCAGAAUCGUACAACGUGUACAAGAACGAGAAAAAUAACUCGUUUAAGAUUAAUUUUCAAAAAGACGAAUCAAAUUAUUUGCUCCAUUCGAUCGAGUUGAACAUUUACAUGGAUAAAACAAAUUUUCCCAAUUCUGAUGAAGAGAGAUACACCGCUGUCGAAAAUAUCGAUAUGAUUUCCGCUCCUUUGAACAAUCUCUACAAAUGCGGUGACAAUACCUCUGUAAAAGUGAAAGACGUCGACGUGAUUGUUGCUAACGUUACACUGAUCGCGUUCAACACCGAGAAGAAGAUCGCUACGAAGUCGGUAAUGUGUAUUCAGGAUACAAGUCCUAACAUUGGAUUAAUAAUAGGAUGUAUCAUCGGAGCUAUUAUGAUCCUCGGUAUAUCUGCGUUGUUGAUGUAUCUAUAUUUCAGAGAAUGUUUCUCAUGUUCUAUUUUUUCGAGAUCACGAUAAUAUGAGUUUUUUUUUUUUUUUUCUUUUUUUU